Molecule: messenger RNA, 2249 nt
Organism: Apis mellifera (honey bee)
Lineage: Eukaryota; Metazoa; Arthropoda; Insecta; Hymenoptera; Apidae
Exons: 2
Coding region: 884-2188 (434 amino acids)
Molecular function (GO): oxidoreductase activity
Source: RefSeq, a predicted model, not a curated record
CGAACGAAAAUAAAAUUUAAAUAUUAAUCCAACUCGUAAAAAAUUCGCGAAAUUUUAGGAAAAAGGAUUUAUCUUAGCAAUAUUUUUGGACGUGGAAAGAAAAUGUAGGAAAUUGUAAUAAUUAACGAUCAAUAAAUGUUUCUAUGUUUAAACGUUCCCGCUCGAUGACGUCAGCCAGUCUAGCCAAUAUAAUAAAGACUGGUGACGCAAACAUUCGGCUCUCAAAGCCUGUAGCGUAACGAUAAUUGUUUGGAUAGAUGAAAGUUACGUAGCGCGAUCCAUAAAUUAUGAGAUCGCACAUGUGCACGCGCGAAACUUUGAUGAUCGAGAAACGAUUUUACGAUCAACCUUUGAAAAGUUUUCGAGAAGAAUUUUCAUUUUUGAUCAUUGAUGAAUAUAUAUAUAUACGUAUAUAUGGAUGAUAAACAAUCGAAGGAUUCUUUAUCCUAAACAUCGUAGCAACGAAACGACGAGAAAUUUUUCUCGAAGCGGCAAAUUCAAACGAUCGGCGCGCAACACGAACGAUACAACGUAAAGUUCACGCGAGAUACAAUCGUAUAAUUUGGAAGAGAAGAUAUAGGUUAAAAUAAAAGCGAAUUAUCAUUAAAUCAAUCUCGAGGAUCGUCAAUUUUCUUAAUAACAUGAUUCUAUUAAACUCACUCGUCGUAAGAGGUGAUAAUUUAUACUUGUAAAAUUAACAUUUUUUUUCCUGCCGCCGACCAGUUGAGUAUAUCGAAUACGUGUAAUUGAUCAACGACGAUUCAACCUUAUAUCUCGUCGAUCGAAUAUUUAAGCGCUCGAAGCUACUCGAAGAGAGAAUUGAAUUAAUCGAUAAAGUCGUUAAUCGAUAAAGGAAAAAAAAUAGAGAAAAGGAAAAGAAAAAAUGUGGAAACUGAACAGAGAUGUUUCAAGUAUCUUAAAAAAUCGUGUGUGGAAGAAGUUGAAGAAAUUCGAUUGGACGAGUAAAAUGACAUCGUCGUCGUCGUCGUCAUCUUCGACAUCGUCGACAUCGUCCACAUCGUCCACAUCAUCGACAUCGUCCACAUCUUCGACAUCGUCCACAUCGUCAUCGUCCUCCUCGUCGUCGUCGUCGUCGUCGUCGUCGUCAUUUAAUUCCAACAUGGUGGUACCUAAGAACGAGGUGAUCAGAUUUAUCUCCGAUUGUUUAUGCAAAGUCGGGACAACCCCUGAGGAUGCUUAUAUUGUUGGCCAUCACUUAAUGACUUCCGACUACUGUGGCCAUUUCAGCCAUGGAAUGAACAGAAUGCAGGCUUACGUGUUGAGCAUCAAGAAUGGAAUAACCAACCCUUCCGCGAAACCGAAGAUCGUUAGCGAUUUUCAGGCGGUAGCUUUGAUCGACGGGAACAACGGAUUGGGGCAUACGAUCGGCAAGUAUUGCAUGGAGCUCGCGAUCGACAAGGCAAAGAAGUACGGUAUCUCGAUGAUCACUGUCCGUGGCUCGAAUCAUUACGGGAUAUGCGGUUAUUACUCCCAAAUGGCGAUCGAAAAAGACUUGAUAGGGUUCACCUGUUCGAACACCAGCCCGUUGAUGGCCCCUACGCGAAGCAAGAUCUCGGGAUUGGGGACGAAUCCGUUGUCCCUUGGGAUGGGCGCGUCGGGGGGCGACAAGUUCUUGUUGGACAUGGCGACGACAGCGGUCGCGUUCGGGAAAAUCGAGCUGGCCAUGAGGAAGAACGAGUCGAUUCUGAAGGGUUGGGCGCUCGGCAUGGACGGGAAGAUCACUACGGACGCCCGGGACGCGUUCAACGCGGCCCGUUUGAUGCCGCUCGGCGGUGUGGAGGAGAACUCGAGCUACAAAGGGUACGGGCUUGCUUUGAUGGUCGAGGUGCUUUGCGGGAUUCUGUCCGGCAGCAAUUUCGGGCCCAACAUCAGGCAGUGGAAGGAGAGGGGGAAAAUCGCCAAUCUUGGCCAGUGUUUCAUAGUUAUCAAUCCGGACGCUUUUACGACUGGAUCGAAGGACAGGCUCGCCAAACUGUUGACGCAAUUGAGAAACUUGCCUCCGGUCGAGAACAAAACCGUCCUGAUACCCGGGGACCCGGAAAGAAUUGCCAUGAAACGCGUGGACAAAGAGGGCGGCAUUUCGUAUCACCCCAAUCAAUUGAAAUUGUCCAAAGAUUUCGCGGAUAAAAUGGGCGUUAAACCUAUGCAACUUGUCCCGAAAAAAUGAAUAAACUAGGGGAUUAGUAUUAUUAGAAUAUUUCUUAAUCUAUCUAUCUAUCUAUCUAUCA